AUGACUGACGGACUGGAUACUCACUGGACGAACCUCUCCGCCGUCCCCGGCCUUGCACCGCAGGGGGAUUCACCCGCGCCUUCCACAGACGGGUCAGGCGCAGUGUGCGGAGGCGGAACCGUUGGCGCUUCCGUCCAGCCCGCGACUUUCCGCUUCCCCGCGCUCGCGGGGAGGAAGCGCCGCCAGCGGGUCGGGGGAGCGUUCUUCGCGGCGGGAGAUGCGGAACGGGAGCUGCUGGCGAAGCAGCUGUCGUUACUGGUGACUGCGGAGGAAGUAGAGGCCAUCAUGCGACAAGUGCGGGGAGAAUCGGACGGCGCAGGAGAGUCCUUGGCGAGCGGAAUCGACGGUGCAGAUGCAGCCAGUGAAGAAGCCAGGAGAGAAGGUGACGCCAUGGCGGUUAACACGGAGGCGACAGAUAUUGACUCAGGAAAUGCAAGCGCCAUACCUCCUUCAAUUGAAGCUUCGGAUGUACUAUCCGGCGCUGUCGCGCAUAAAGCAGAUGCAGUAUCCGAGGCUACAGAGCGAAUCAUAAACAAGAACGCGUUCGAAGAGCCUAUCAGAUGCCCAAUCCCAGGCUGCCACGUGGUGGUGCAGGGAGCUCUGGCCCUGGACGCGCAUCACCAGGCCAUGCACCGCGCGAUGUGCGCCACGUGUAGCAAGGCGUUUCCCUCCAAUCGCCUGCUCAACAUCCACGUGGCAGAAGCCCAUGAUUCCUUCUUCCAGGCGAAGGUGGCGCGAGGGGUGGCCAUGUACGAGUGCCUGGUGGAGACAUGCACGCACCGCUUCCCCUCGGACGCUGAUGCUGGUGGGGGGGAUGUUGCAGAUUUGAUUGGGCACAUGGGAGCUCGUGGUGAUGCAGGUGUAACAGGUGGUGUAGAUAGCACGGGUGGCACCGGUGGUGCUGGCACGGCUGGCACAGUUGGCACAGUAAAGGUUAGUGAUGCAGUGUAUGCAGUACCAGGGGGUGAUGGCACACCAACGUGCGGAGCCACAGAAAACCUAGGAGGUCCAUUGGAAGCAGCAGCGUCAAGCCCUGUCGUCCCUGACUCAGGUGGCAUGGAUGUGGACAAGCUUGCAGUGGCUGUAUCUCGCCUCUCCACGUCGGACUUUGUGCCCCGGUCUGCGGCCUUGCUUUCGCGAUUACUUGCCCUUUUCCUCGUGCUUUUCGCGCAGCUCUCUCACGUCGCCCACCACACGACCGCAGCUGCCAGCCGCUUUGACAGCAGCGACCGCGGCAGCGGCAGCAGCAGCAGCAGCGCCACGAGCGCGGAUGUCAUAUUCACAGACGCUCCACAGAUCAGCAACGGGCAAAAGCGAAGCCGCAAUGAGGCGCGCGACACCCUUGUCGCUGCGGCCUCCGUGACUGCAAUGGCGGCGGCCAAACAGCCGCGACGCCAGCGAGCUGCCGGCAGAUGCCUCUCGCCGGCGCGGCUGUCCAAGUGGCGCGAGUUCAUUGGCUCGCUCCGGCCGUCCAUCGUGGUGGCGAAGGACGGGACCGGAAACUACCGCACUAUCUCGGAAGCCAUGGCGGCGGCUCCCAAGGGCGCGGUGAUCUACGUGCGCGCGGGCGUGUACGAGGAGCAGGUGCGCGUGCGGCAGGACCGCGUGGUGCUGGUGGGGGAGGGGCACAUGCGCACGGUCAUUCGGGCGGGGCGCAACCAGGCGGAGGGCACUCCGCUCAUGGACACGGCUACUCUCAGCAUUUACGGGUCGAAUUUCGUGGGCAUGGGGUUGGGCGUGGAGAACACGGCAGGGCCGCAAGGCAAGCAGGCGGUGGCAGCGCGGUCCGACGGCGACAAGACCGCUUUCUACCACUGCCGCUUCUCGGGAUACCAGGACACGCUCUUUGCGCAAGAAGGCCGGCAUUACUACAGCCACUGUCUGAUCGAGGGCACUACGGACUUUAUCUUCGGCCAUGCUGCUGCUGUGUUCUAUCGCUGCGCGCUCGUUGCGCGGCCCAGCCCUGAACCUGUCUACGUGGCGGCAUCAGGCCGAGCCUCGGCUUCAGAGGGCACUGGGUUUGUGUUUAUUCGAUCAGAGGUGAAGGGCAGUGAGCCGGGAACUCAGGCGAGCCAGCAGGGGAGGGUGUAUCUGGCCCGGCCGUGGGGCAUGUAUGCGAGAACAGUGUUCAUUGAGAGCAGGAUGAGCAGUGUUGUGAAUGCUGAAGGGUGGGCCGCUUGGCAUGGGAGGCCGUCGAGCCGGUCCCCGUUCUUUGCAGAGUAUGGGUCGCAUGGGCCUGGGGCUGCAGAUGGUAGGAGAGCGGCGUGGGGUACAGCCUAA
This is a messenger RNA of Closterium sp. Naga37s-1, 2280 nucleotides long. Lineage: Eukaryota; Viridiplantae; Streptophyta; Zygnematophyceae; Desmidiales; Closteriaceae. The record is from the annotation of a GenBank genome assembly.